ACUAAUUUCUCAUGCCCCAACCUACCUCGUCCUCUGUUCCCAUACGAAAAAUAUCCGUGCACCACCGUUGAACCGCCACUCAGCAUCCAUGGCUAAAAGCUUUACUUCUCUCCUUCUUCUUAAUUCUCCUCUCUCACCGCCUUCUUCUUUCUCUCAAUCACUUCACCAUCUUCAAGCCAAAACAUUCCCACAGAGCCAAUCUUACUUUGGAGUUGGAACCAGAACUAAACCCAUUUCUGCAUCGAUGGUGGAAGCUCAACCCCCUGUCCGAAAGGAGGAUAUCAUCAUCGUCGGUGCCGGAAUCGCUGGUCUUGCCACUGCAGUGUCCCUCCACAGGCUCGGAGUCGGGUCGUUGGUGCUUGAGCAGGCAGAGUCACUUCGCACUGGUGGAACCUCACUCACCCUCUUCAAGAAUGGGUGGGGAGUAUUAGAUGCAAUGGGAGUGGGAAAUGAUCUCAGGAGCCAAUUCCUUGAAAUCCAAGGGAUGGUGGUAAAAUCAGAAGAUGGUAGGGAGCUGCGCUCCUUCAGGUUCAAAGAUGAAGAUGAAAGCCAAGAGGUCCGUGCGGUGGAGAGGAGAAUACUUUUGGAGACUCUUGCUAAUCAAUUGCCAACAGAUUCAAUUCAGUUUUCUUCAAAGCUGGCAAAGAUUGAAAGAAUUGAGACGGGUGAAACGUUGUUGGAACUUGAGGAUGGAACCCGACUGAGUGGGAAGAUUGUGAUUGGCUGUGAUGGGAUACGCUCUCCAGUAGCAAAGUGGAUGGGGUUUUCUGAGCCUAGGUAUGUGGGGCACUGUGCUUUCCGUGGGCUUGGAUUUUUUCCUGAGAGAAUGCCAUAUGAACCAAAGGUCAACUACAUCUAUGGAAGGGGAUUACGUGCUGGAUAUGUUCCUGUUUCUCCAACAAAAGUUUAUUGGUUCAUCUGCUUCAACAGCCCAUCCCCAGGUCCAAAGAUAACCGAUCCAUCAGUGCUGAAGAAGCAAGCUAGAGAACUGGUUAGGAACUGGCCUUCAGAGCUGUUGAACAUCAUAGAUCUGACACCAGAUGACACAAUCAUUAGAACUCCCCUGGUAGACCGGUGGCUGUGGCCUGCCAUAAGCCCUCCCGCCUCAUCAGGUGGAGUUGUGCUGGUCGGGGAUGCUUGGCACCCAAUGACUCCCAAUCUUGGGCAAGGCGCUUGUUGUGCAUUGGAAGAUGCAGUAGUUCUCGCAAAAAAGCUCUCAGAUGCACUCAGGUUAGGGCCCGAAUCUGUGGAAGGUGCACUCAGAUUGUAUGGAAGCGAAAGGUGGCCUCGUAUCUUUCCAUUAACGAUACGUGCAAAUCUUGUGGGAUCACUCCUGCAGUGGGACAACCCAGUUGUGUGUUCUGUCAGGAACAAUGUCAUCGUACCUAAGCUGGUUAGGCUUGGACCACUAUUGGAACAUACCAAUUUUGAGUUUGAGCCUCUAUAAUUGGCAGAGAAUUUCAGGCCAAAGAAAUACGCUUAUAUAAAAGAUCUGUAAUUCAAUGUAAAGGCACCUCAGUGUCUUUUAGAUUCAGGACAGAUAUAACAUUGUUUCGAAUCCUGCAGAUAAAAGUUGUAUUAUGUUGUACACUUAGACGAGAGUUCAGUAGACAUGAAGUUAAUUGUUAUACCAACUUUA
This is a messenger RNA of Vitis riparia (riverbank grape), 1639 nucleotides long. RefSeq names its product monooxygenase 2. The record is from RefSeq and is a predicted model, not a curated record. Gene Ontology annotation, molecular function: FAD binding. Bases 89 to 1447 code for a protein of 452 amino acids. NCBI's taxonomy places the organism in Eukaryota, Viridiplantae, Streptophyta, Magnoliopsida, Vitales, Vitaceae. The transcript is spliced from 6 exons.